Lactuca saligna is the source of this 843-nucleotide messenger RNA. Lineage: Eukaryota; Viridiplantae; Streptophyta; Magnoliopsida; Asterales; Asteraceae. The record is from the annotation of a GenBank genome assembly.
AUGGAACAAGUUCUUGAAACCAUGAAAACCGAAGGGUUGGAACCCGAUUUAAGAUGUCAAAUCAUUUUAGCCAAACAUUAUAUCAUUGGGGGUAUAAAAGAUAAAGCAAAAACCAUUUUAAAAGAGAUCGAAGGCGACAAUCUUAAAGAAAACCGAAGGGUAAUUUCGUCUUUGUUACCUGUAUACGCGUUACUCGGAAGCGAAGACGACGUGAAACGAGUUUGGGAAAUUUGCGAAUCCGACCCGAGACUCGACGAGUGUUUAAACGCGAUUGACGCGUUCGGGAGGUUAAAAAAAGUGGAGGAAGCGGAGGCGGUGUUUGAAAAAAUGUCGAAAAAAUGGAAACAAUUAUCGGCGAAAUAUUACACUGCGAUGUUGAAAGUAUACGCGUAUAAUAAAAUGUUGACAAAAGGGAAAGAUAUGGUGAAGUUGAUGAGUGACAACGGGUGUAGGAUCGGGCCUUUGACAUGGGAUGCUUUGGUGAAACUGUAUUUGGAGUCGGGGGAGAUUGAGAAGGCGGAUUCGGUUUUGAAAAAGGCUUCGGAGCAAAUUCAAGGGAAGCCGUUGUUUGCUACUUAUAUGAUGAUUUUGGAUCAGUAUGCUAAAAGAGGUGAUGUACAUAAUGCUGAAAAGAUUUUUUAUAGAAUGAGACAAGAUGGGUAUGUGUCGAGGUUUAGGCAGUAUAAUUCGCUUUUGCAAGCGUAUAUAAAUGCGAAAGUUCCGGCGUAUGGGUUUAGGGAGCGGUUGAAGGCGGAUAAUGUGUUCCCGAGUAAGUCGUUGGUGGGACAGCUGGCACAAGUUGAUGCGUUUAAGAAAACCGCGGUGUCUGAUUUGCUUGAUUAG